This is a messenger RNA of Crotalus tigris (Tiger rattlesnake), 3651 nucleotides long. Its product is annotated as endonuclease V-like. The record is from RefSeq and is a predicted model, not a curated record. The coding region runs from base 3076 to 3651 and encodes 191 amino acids. Gene Ontology annotation, biological process: DNA repair. The transcript is spliced from 4 exons. Gene Ontology annotation, molecular function: single-stranded RNA binding; RNA endonuclease activity producing 5'-phosphomonoesters, hydrolytic mechanism. NCBI's taxonomy places the organism in Eukaryota, Metazoa, Chordata, Lepidosauria, Squamata, Viperidae. Gene Ontology annotation, cellular component: nucleolus; cytoplasm.
UUUUUCCUUUUGGGGGGGGGUCAUCAAGUUUUUGACACCUUGCUAGGUGAAUGGUGGUACUCGGAUGUUGCCAUAUCCUAAAAGUGGUACAAUGGGUGAAAAGGUUGAAAAGCCCUGCCCUAGACUUCCCUGGAUUUUAUAAAUGCUAUCAGUUGUCUUUUUUUUUUAAACCAGGGACAUAAUUUCUUUGUAAUUUUCUUUUCUCAUAUACUGAAUUGUCUACUUCUCUGAGACUAUGUCUUUGAGCAAGUAGAUAGAAUCAAGCAAGUAUGUAAGUGAACCAUCCCAACCAUGUUUUACUGAUAGUCUUCUGAAUUGAAUACUAUAUGAAACAGGCCAUGAGGUUGCACUUUCUUUGAUUUACUGAGUUUUUUUUCUAAGCAGUUUUGGAAAUUAAUUUUUUUCCUGUUAAAAGAUGCUCUAAAUAAAUAAAAAAUAAAAGACUGGAAGUUUUUGGCUGCCAAAGAUAAAUAUGUAUUUAAAUAGUUCCAUUCUUUUUUAAUAGUUAAUUGAUAUUUUUGUAGCAAGUUAUGCAUUAGGCAUUGUCAUUCCAGUCCUCUAGGAUUUAAAGAAAUGGAGUUUGUGUUCUUCCUUCCAUUGUACAGGAAUAAUGUCUUAAUACAUUGCGCUGGCAGAGAACAUUAUGCCUCCACUUAUUUUUUCACUAUUCAAAAAUUGCAAUUUAUAAAAGUUACUUUCUAGCCUUUUUUUUCUUAUAAUAAAAAAUCCUUGUUACAAAAGGGUUCAGACUAUGUCCCUUAUUACUUCUAUAGCACCUUACAACGUUAUUACCUUUCUUGAGCUAGGGAACAUGACAGUUUGGUUUUACUGCUUAACAUUUAGUUAAUUGACAUUUACCAAUUCACCAAGCUAAAACCGUUAACAAUUUUACCACAGAUGUUUUCGAAGCAGGGAGCUUUACCUCACAUCUUGUCAUUGCUAUGUGAAUGUAAUUCAUGAACCAUAGAUUUAACUUGUUCAGAGAUUCUUUGUGUGAGAGGAACCUUCUAAGAAUUGGGGUAUCAACCACACAUUCUAAUCAUUUAGGGCAAAAGAAAAGUCACCCAACCUGCCACCUGUAAGGAAAAUUGGGAAGACAUUGCUCUUCGUGUGUUCUAAUGGUAAUUUCUCCUUUCAUUUUAGUUAAUGAGAGGGGAAUCUUUUUUCUGUUCGAUGGUAAUUUUUCCUGUUUAUAGUAUGUCCAAUAAAGUCGGUUCUUUUACCCCCUUUAUGAAAUUUCCUUAAUUGGAUUUUUUUUUUUACUUAACUUUCCUGGAGUUGUACUCUGUAAGAUUACCCAUUCGGAGCCGCACAGCAACAAGAUUUUCCAUUUCUAAUUAGGAAACAGGAAAUUUGUUUCCUCAUCAAACUAAUUACCCAUAGCUAUCGCUAGAGAAUGGGUGUAAUUUCUGGAUUUAUUCACAAGCGUGUUGAACACUAGUGACUUCGCACCAGAACUGCCACGUCUGGACUAAAUCUCGAAUGGUAGACGUUAUCUAAAACCAUCUCCCUGUUGCCAUCUAGUCGUGUGCUAAGCACGUAUAUGGCUGUGGACACUCUCGGUCGAAAAAGCUGAGAGUUAUAGCUGCCGCUAUGGACGCUCCAUCGGAGCAGAUCCAACCCGCUUUGGAUUCCAAGCCAGCACGGUCACUCAUGCCUCCGCCCUUCGGUGCAAACAGGAAGCCCAAGGAAGGGACAGAGUGCCGGGCAUCGUAAUCGUGCAGGAGGAGCCCCAGGAAGUACGAAAACCCAGGGCGCGGACGCAAUGACGGACAGGACGGGAACAAGGGAGGAAGAAGGAGAGACUUUGCAGCGCUGGGAGCCAACUGGGGGAACCAGGGAUGAAGAAGGCUCGGGAGAUCUUCCUGUUACCGGGGAACCUGGGAUUUGUAUUUCUUUGAGCUACUGAGACUGGCUCCGCCUCCUGGGUCCCUCCUGGCUGCAGAGGGAUAGAGGGCGCCUGCCUGCAAGCUGCCACCUACCUGGCGGGUUGGGAAUAGGGAGGGAAGCGAUGGGAGGCCGUUAGGGGCAACUGGCUGGACUCCCCUCUGCCCUGAGGUGAAGAGGACUCGCUUCUAUACAAGAACGCGAGCAGCCCGGAGCAUGCAGAGAGGAGGCGAUGUGGUGCCUCCUUCCCGGAAUUCAGGGCUCCGGAUCUAGACAUUGUCAGCUGAUUUCCCCCGGGUUCUCUAGUAGGGCCAAGCUGUGAUCUUGAUUCGAAGGGGGAAAAAAGGGAAGCCUGGCUGGCACAGGAGCACAUCUUUUCCUGUGUUUCUCCCUUUGGAGUCCAGAUCACCACACAGCCCUGCCUACAGUGACAUUUAAUCCACCAUCUGAAAAAAAGCCCAUGAAAUCCAUCAACGUUCUCCAGGGCACAGAACAAGUCAGUAAAAAUCAAAAGCUGGAGCAGAGCUCUUUGGAGAAAGAUGCAGUUCAAGUAGAACAUUUCAGCAUAGAAAAGAGUAUUUUGGGUAGAGAACCAAAGGAUCACAGGAUAGCAACGCAAUCUGAUACAGCGUUAAUGAAGAUGGAGAAGUUUUUCUCUCUAUAGCUCAGCUUUAGAAGGUGAGAUCAUCCCAUGAAAAAUAGUGGGAGAUUUAGAGAAGAUGAAGAAAAUACUGUAGGACACUUAAAACAAGUUGUUUGAGCUCUCCAGUUCCUGUUAGUCUCAAUAAGUAGGUGGACGGUCACAAGUUGUCCAUAUCUGGAGACCCCCCAGGAUUCCUGUUUAUGAAUUGAGUAGUGGGAUUAUUGCCACCAGGAUAUUGAAGAUAUUUAGCCGCAGUAUAAGAGGCACUAUGCUUCCACAUACAGUUACUAGACAACUUGAGCAGAAUACUGGGUUAAUUUCUUGCUUAUGGAGUCCCCACAUCUGGUCAGCCACAGUGGAAGCUAGAAGAUUUGUGUGGCUGUUUUUAUGUUCUUCAAUGGAUUAAUAGUGGAGGCAUAGAAUAGGGUCAUUUCUUAAGUUCUUUGAAACCAAUAAAUAUUAAUGAUUAUUUGAAAAAAAAUUCUUUUUCAAAAAAUUCAAAAUAGUUCAACAUUCUAUUUUGGAAGCAUCAUUUGUCGGUUUACAUGCAUUUCUCUCUCUUUCAUUUGUUACCACUUUUUAUAUCACCCAUAGUGCUUUUUGCCUUAAAUGAUACUGGGAACAGGCAGGUUUUAUCUAGUCCUAUUGUAUUCUUUAGUCAACAGAUCCAGAUGAAAGAAGAUGUGAUUGAACAGGACACAAAAGAAUGGCAGAGCAAUUCCUCCUUUAUUGGACUGGAAAGAGUUGGAGGAAUGGAUUUGUCUUAUCUCAAAGAAGAUGCCACACGUGCCUGUGCUUCACUAGUGGUGCUCAGCUACCCAGAACUUGAGGUCCUCUACGAAGACUGCUACGUGGUGGCUGUGAAUGCUCCCUAUGUGGCAGGAUUCCUGGCUUUCCGAGAAGUCCCUUUUUUACUGGAGGCUGUACAGCGGCUAGAGACACAGAAGCCUGGCCUCAGGCCCCAGGUGCUUCUUGUAGAUGGAAACUGUUAUGUGGGAUCGCUGCAAGCAAGAUUACCAACAGAAGAAGAUAGGACUCACGAAGGAAGUCCUGAAGCCCUGGGGAAAGUUCGGCGUCCAGAAUCGCGACUCUGCCUGCCAGUACAGAAUCGCUGGAGGUGA